Molecule: messenger RNA, 1032 nt
Organism: Mytilinidion resinicola
Lineage: Eukaryota; Fungi; Ascomycota; Dothideomycetes; Mytilinidiales; Mytilinidiaceae
Exons: 1
Coding region: 1-1032 (343 amino acids)
Source: RefSeq, a predicted model, not a curated record
AUGUCCUCUUCAGUACCGAAUUCACCACCGUUUGCAUUGAUUCUCGUACAUAAAUACUUCCCGAAUGGCAGUUUGGGUUCUUCCAACUCACAACCACCGAAACCCCCCACCGCUCCUUCGUCAACAUCGCUGCACUACUACCAUCUUUCCAUCACCAUCCUCGUAUCGCUACCCAGUAAGAUCAAGAUAAUAGAAACCUUGCCACCACUGACACUAAGCAGCAGUAAAGAUCCAACCAUCCACGAUCCCUCAAACCCUGGCCCAGUAUCUCGCCAGACCAUGUCUAGCUCUUCAGGCCCCCCCACAGCGUCGUCUAACUCAGGACGACUCAUCGACUUCUUGGUUCAGCCGGACAGAUACUAUCCAAUUUUCAAGAAUAUCACUCUCAAUCUCGGAGCGGCCGAUAUGAUGACUCUCCGACGAGUUUCCACAUCCUUGAACGUCGUCUACCUCGCUGCACAGGCAUCACAGUGGAACAUCAAUACAGCGUUGCAGAGGUUUGUGAAGAACUCGAAGUUGUUCCGCAAUAAGCUCGGCCAAGCUUCUGGUAUUAUCUCAGGACAGUUCGCUCUGGACUUCCUAGAUAGGAGUCCUGUUGGUGAUCGCCUCGACGUCUUCGCAUCCGGAAAGAUGGGAGGAUUUUCGAAUGGAGAGUUUCUAGCCUGGGCAAUCGAUUCCGAGGGCUACGCUGAGCUUCCUUCUUAUCGGAAUGACAAGGAUAGGAAGUUUCGGAUUGACCAACACAUGACCAACGUGUACGCGCGCCCAGGAACGGACAAGCCGCUGAUAUACCUCCAUCACACAUGGAAAACCCCCAUUGUAGACCUCUUCACAACCGGUCGCCAGUACACUCUCGCACUUGCGAACUUCAUCACCUCAACCAAGGUCUACGUGCCGUUCGCCAAGGAGACCUUUCGUGAACGUCGAGCCUACCUACACAAGCCUAUCGAUACUAGCGCCCACGAGUAUCUCACGCCGGUAGCACACACCGGACGUCGCCUGUUAGACGUUAGACAUAGAGUACUUGAGUAG